This is a messenger RNA of Bombina bombina (fire-bellied toad), 1702 nucleotides long. RefSeq names its product mitochondrial ribosomal protein S35 (gene MRPS35). The record is from RefSeq and is a predicted model, not a curated record. Gene Ontology annotation, molecular function: structural constituent of ribosome. Gene Ontology annotation, cellular component: mitochondrial small ribosomal subunit. Gene Ontology annotation, biological process: mitochondrial translation. NCBI's taxonomy places the organism in Eukaryota, Metazoa, Chordata, Amphibia, Anura, Bombinatoridae.
CACUCGUGGUGCUCCGUAGAAAUCAUACAAGAUGGCGGCCUCCAUGCUGACUCGACUGUGCUUGACUUUUAGGGUCUCCGGGGUCCCCAUUUCGGCUAGGGGACCCUGGUACAGUACAGGACUCGGAUUAUCCGUUCAAGGAGGGGCAGUAUCAGUGCCCAAUGAUAAUCGUGCUGUACAAAAGAACAAGUACAAAAGAGAGGUAUCAGCUCCCAGGACAGAGAAGACUCCCGACCAGGACUGGACUAGUGUGUAUCCCUGUGCGGCAGCAUUUAAGCCAUCGGCAGUGCCACUUCCAGUGCGUAUGGGAUAUCCUGUGAGGAAUGGAGUAGCCCCAGAUAAGACUGGGAACCUGGAGCUUGUCAAGAUUCCCAACUUCCUGCACCUAACGCCUGUUGCUAUUAAACAGCACUGCUCUGCACUACGUGAAUUCUGCACCCCGUGGCCAUCAGCUCUUUCUAGCGAUGCAGAAUGUGAAAAGCAUUUUCCUAUUGAGUUUCAGUCUGUAGACUAUGUCUUAGCUGGGCCCUCCCUACGUAACCCAAAAGCACGAGUGGUGACCCUGCAGGUAAAAGUGGCUAGUCUGAAUUUAGAUGAUCAUUCCAGAAAGAAGCUCCUGAAGCUUGUAGGAUCUCGCUAUGACCCAGAAGUCUGAUACACCCUCACUCUUCGGGCAGACAGGUGUCCAGUGAGGAGACAGAACAAAGAUUUCACAAUGUACCUUUUGACUGUCCUAUACCAUGAGUCCUGGAAAACAGAGGCCUGGGAGAGCGAGAAAGAGGAAGGUGACAUGGAGGAAUACAUAUGGGAAGGCAGCUUGUCUGAACGUAACACUCUGCAAACUUUAAUGCAAAUAAAAGCUUCUGAAUCUGUCACUAGAGAAGAAGUUCUUAAGUCCCCCAGUGUGCAGGAAUACCGCAACGCUGUGCUAAGCCUACGCAACCAAGGAGAAAAUGAGGACAGUGUUGGCCAAUACAAGCAGAGUGUCAAGAAUAUGCUGGGCAUUGCAUAAGCCACUUGAUCCUGUAAUCUGACUUGAAUCGCUGGUGCCACAUACAGCUCUAGGAUGUCUUUAUAAAAAUAUUCUAACUGCAACCAAAACAUGUUUUGGAUGACUUCUAUUUUUCAUAUACAUUUGUCAACCCCAUAGUUACAGUUUGUUUGAAUCACAAUGGACUGGUUUGGUGAUGCUUUGUCUAUUUCCUUGUCCUAUUUUCCAUGAAAGAUUUUUUUAUUUUACACACAACAAAAAAUGAUAAUCCUCAUGAAAAUGGCAUAAAGCCAACCUCUGAUGUAAUGUUAUGUGUCAAAUCCAUCAGUCUGUUUAAAUCUCUUCUGCUAUUUUGUGAUUUAGCCUUUUCUAAUAUAAUAUAUUGUUGCUUUAUAUUAGUGUUAUAAAAACAAUCUUUUUUUAUUUUGUAUGAUUCUUAGGUUCUUCAUUUAUAUUCAGGAAAAGUAAAGCUCAUCCUUCCCCAGGGAAAAAUUAGUAAGAAGUGAUUUCCAGGAAAUAUAGCUAUAAAAUGUUGAAAGAUCUGGGCUAAUCAUCUUAAUGGGAGAUGGGAAUAAUUGUAUAGUAUGGUUUAUAUCAUCCCUUUUAUUUAUUUUCCAACAGCAGAAAAUCACAUUUGUUUAAUAACUUUAAUGCCACCAUAAAAUUUAAAAAACAAAAUUUAAUUCACCAAUAAAAGUCUAUUAAAUUGAA